UGCUGAUGGAGAGCGAGACGGUAUCGGAGCAAGACCUGGAGCUAGAGAAGGCGUUCUACGAGCAGCAGAGCUUCGGGGUGAUCAAGCAGCAUCUGCAUCCAUCUACGGGGAAGCGGGCGCAUGUGUACAUAUCGGAUGGGCUACAUGCGGAGGAGGCGCUGGCGAGGAUCGCGAACAGGGAGCUGUCGCUGAUCACGACGGAGUUCGGCUACUUGUGCUACGUGAUGUUCGGGACCUGGUUGUAUGCGACGAGCCCGGGGCGUCCAUUCAGUCUCGUGGGCUGUAUCCGAGAUCUAGGGAGCAGCGGAGAUACAGGCUGCGUGGUGACGAGGUUUGUGCAGCAGCAGGAGUUCGACUGCCAUGGGCGGGUGAGGUCGAUGAAGACGUACAUGCUGCCGCUGGACAAGGAAGGCUUCAAAGCCUCGGCGGAGCCUCCGGACAGUCCUUUCGCUCUGUUCAACAAGCACAUGACUGGCCAAAGAGACUACGAGACGUUGAUGAACGACUUCGAGUCCGACAUGUUCGCGGGGGAGACGAUCUUGGGGAUGCAGAAGUCGAAGCAGGGGAUGGAGCGGCUAGAGGCGCUUGGGAGGGACCUGGAGCGGAUGUACCAUCCGUUUGUGGAGCAUGCAGAGAGGAUCCUGCAGGAGAA
Guillardia theta CCMP2712 is the source of this 652-nucleotide messenger RNA. RefSeq lists its product as hypothetical. The annotation marks the transcript as partial. The transcript is spliced from 4 exons. The record is from RefSeq and is a predicted model, not a curated record. Lineage: Eukaryota; Cryptophyceae; Pyrenomonadales; Geminigeraceae.